Bactrocera dorsalis (oriental fruit fly) is the source of this 16061-nucleotide messenger RNA. RefSeq lists its product as uncharacterized. Gene Ontology annotation, biological process: regulation of DNA-templated transcription. NCBI's taxonomy places the organism in Eukaryota, Metazoa, Arthropoda, Insecta, Diptera, Tephritidae. The record is from RefSeq and is a predicted model, not a curated record. The transcript is spliced from 7 exons. The coding region runs from base 3409 to 7761 and encodes 1450 amino acids. Gene Ontology annotation, cellular component: nucleus. Gene Ontology annotation, molecular function: DNA-binding transcription factor activity; cis-regulatory region sequence-specific DNA binding.
UUUUUUCUGAUACCGCCAUUUGUCGCUCAUUUGCUUUUGUUAUGCGCCUAUUUGGCGUAGCGUCGCACUAUUACAACAAUUCGCAUUCGUGUGUACUAUUAGUUUACUGCGAAAAUACUUCGUUUAUAUUGCAAUCAAACGUUUUUUAUUGUUGUUACAUUUAUUGUUAUAUUGUACGUGCGCUUGCGGUAGUAUUUGUUUUUCUUGCUCAUGCUCAUAUUUUAAUUUUUGUUGAACGUUUUUAGCAUUAUUUGAGCGCAAGCUUUCCAAAGUUGUUGACAUUUUUGUUGUUGUACGCCAUGCAAAAAUUUGCAAGGCUGCGUAUUGUGCGCUUAUGUGUUGGUGAGAGCGUGACGAUUUGUAUACAUGCACAACUACUUUUAUAUUGUAUAUACACACAAAAAGCUUGUCAACGCUUGUUUAUGCCUCACACUAUAUUUGUUUAUAGCUGUUGAUUCGCAGUUGCUGACUUUGCAUUGGUUUGUUCGCCAUUAUUUGUUGUGUUUGUAGCGUAUGUGUUUGUUAAGGCAGUGUGUGGUUUCAAAAACUUUUGUUUAAAGUUUAUGCCGGUUUAAAACUUUUCUGCUCUUUAUUUACUGGGUAUGACUAUGUUAGUGAGUCAGCAAAUCGUUUUUGACUAUUAUUCUCUAUAAAAUACCGUUGCUUUUACCAUAUUUUUCCUAAUAUUUUCAACUCUGAUUAUGUUUUCUCUUACUCAUAUACGUACCACGUGUCUGUGUAUAUGUGUCAUCGUUAAUAAUAAGACGCUAACUUGUUUAUUUUUCUAACGAAUUGGAGCGUAUAAAGCACGAAGUCAAAGCGCUACUCUUCUUUAUUGCAAUUUUUUUCGUUUUCAAUACACUCUUGUGUUUUGUACUUUGCACUCUUACUGCAUUACUUUUCUGCGACUCUCUUGCUCUCUCGUCGCGUUUGCACACUGCUGCGUUGAAUUUGUGCUUUUAUUUGUUAUGUUCGGCAUUUCACUACACUACUCAUUAUACAUACAUAUUAUACCCUGAGUCGAUUUAGCAUGUCCGUCUGUCUUGUAUAUAUGCGAACUAGUCCCGCAGUUUUUGAGAUAUCGAUCUGAAACUUUGCACACCUGCUUUUCUCUUCAAGAACUUGCUUAUUUCUCAGAACUGCCGUUAUCGGUGUUGUAUAGUAGCAUAUAAAUGCUGGCAUACAAACUGAACGAUCGAAAACAAGUUUUGGAAUUACAACUUUUUUUGAAAAAAUAUCUUCACAAAAAGUGGCAUGGAUCAAAGCAACAGUACAAUCUCUUUAAUACUUACUGUCAGUUCGUGCCACUAUUAGCACAUAGCUGCGAACAAACUCACGGAUCAAUAUCAAGUUUUUGUAUGGAAAAUGAUUUUAUUUCACAAUAUAUUUUCACGAAAUUUGACAUGGAUUGUUGUCUAAAGCAAAAAUACAAUCUUUGAACAAAUUAUGUAGAUCGAACCACUAUAGCAUAUAGUAUGGCAGCUACAAACUGACUUUUGUAUGGAAUCUACGUAUUUUAUAGUGAAGGGAAGAAGUGAAAUAAAGCUUCGGUGCAACCGAAGUUCACGUUGUUUUUUAUUUGGACUGAGUAAAAGUAAAAAUAAUACAAUAGCCGGCCGCAUGUUGUCAUUUGCAUAAGCAGUCGAAAUCUCUUUUAUUUUUACUGUAAGUUGGCGGUUGCUCUCUGCUAUGUACUCUGAGCGGCUAUAAAUUUUGCUCCUAAAGCUUUUAUUUUUAUUAUUUUUAAACAAAUUUUAGAGCAUUGGUGCGUUGCUUAGCACACACAUGCAGCUAAAAUUACGCUUUUUACUUUCUUUCACUCGCUCACACACGCGCAUACGUAAUCUAACUUAAAAACAGCAACAAAUUUGUAGCGACUAUCAAAAGCGUCGCCACUCUACAUACACAUGUACAAAAAUGCAUAGGUAUGUAUUGUACUCGUAUGAGUUGUUGUUCUUGAUAUAUUUCAUUGCCUCAUUUCUUCGGUGCUUUUCUCGCACUGCUGUAUUCGUUACUCGUGCGUCGGCUACUAUUACUGCGGCGUCAACGUCGACCGCGACGUCGUCAACAAAACAAAAUUUGCCUUGUGCUUUAUGCCAGAGCAACAGCGCCACCUCACCGCUCCCGCGGCAGUGGGUAUCAUAUCACAUCGCACAGCACGGCAAAACGUUGUGUUGUUGGCGCCGUCGUCGUUGUAGUCAGCUAACGCGGCAGCGUUGCAGAGCAGACCAGGCCAGCCUGUCAGCCAGUGGCGACCAGUCUCACCCAGCCGCACACUUUCAGUACGCAAGCAAACGCCGCGUCAGUUGUUGUCGCGUUCAAAUUUGAAAUUUUCAGUGAAAAAGUUUCAAAAGCUUAUAGUUGAAUAAUGAAAAGUAUUUCAAGUGCAAAAAAUAUUGCUAAAACAGUAUGAAAAACAAAGUACUUUGCAAAAAGUUUUAAACUAAAAAAUUAAAAUUUUAUUUUCGCGAUAGUGUUUUCGCCAUUUAGAAAAUAUUUGCGAAUAAUAUAAAGUGCCCACACAUUUUUAGCAAACUCCACGCGUAAAAUUAAGCUUUGUAAAAUAGUAAAAAAGUGCAAAACUUUGCAAUCUUAAGAAAAAGUGCUGAAAAAUUUCUUUAUUUUCGCGGAGACCUUUAUUAUAUGUAACAAACCACACACACGCGCAUGUGUAUAUGUGACAACUCACUCGUCGUUUAGUCAGCAAACGAGGAGGUUCUGGGCGAACGUACAUUGUAUAUGUGUAGUUGUGUAUGUGAGUGGGUCGCCGUCAAACGCCUGCAGGCUGCAGCCUUCAGCUUUCCUGCCUUUGCGAUUUUCUACCGCACUUCGGAGCCGCACACACAAAUCGCCGUUUUGCCUUCGUGUACGAGUAUGUAAUUUUUAAAUGCUUUCUGCAUUUGCUUGUUUGCGUACAAGCACGAGCGGCGGGCGAUAUCGUCACCGUUUUACUCGACAUGCCGCUGUCUAAUUUUUCUCAGUGCAUUCUUAUACAUUCUUUUACAAAACAAUUCAAUUCAAUACAAUACAAUCCUAUAAGCUCGUGGGUUCGACGACGUUAGCGUAGUAGUUAUUAUUGUUGUUGCGGUGUUAAUAUACAACUACAAAAGCAAAUGUACACAUACUUACACCCAAAGUGCAAAAAAAUCAACAGCGAUACUUUGUUAUUGUAUUACAAAUACAAUUGAAGACGAGUGUGUAAAAAUUUAAUAAAAAAAAAAUAAUUAAAAUAAUAAAGCGUAUAAUAAAUAUUUAUAAAAAAAUUAAAAUAUUAAAGCGAAACACAAAAAGUGCUCAAAAACGCAACGGAAGCAAGUAAAAAGUCAGCGUAGAGAAAAUAAACAAACGCGUCGCAAAACACGAAAGCAAGCGACAAUAAAAAUAAAUAAACGUCAAAAUAAAAAUUAAAUGAAAUUACAACAAAUACAGAACUUAAACACGGCUACGGGCAGCGGCAGUGGCGCCUACAAAAUGGCCGAUCUAACGAAAAAAAUGUCGCCGGAUAAUCCUACUCAGAUUUUAACCACACAUGAUUUGACCAGCUUACGUACCCUACAGCGUGUGAUCAACACCAACAAUAACAAUACAGCUGUUGACGACAACGUCAAUUAUAACAGCCACGGCCACAACAACAACAAUACUACCCGCAAUCACAAUUUCAAUCUCAGCCACAAUAGCAAUAUCAUCACAAACGGCAUACAUAAUCAUCACAACAACAGUAACGGCAACGCCAGUGGCGGUAAUCUUGUUUUCUCCACCAUCCCACUCGACGGCCACGCCCUGUUCAUCCAACCAUCGCACCUGUUGCCCGCGAACGCUGCCGCUUCGCUUACCAGUAAGGGUUUGCAACAGGCUACGCAAACGCGCGGCCUGGUUACAGCAGCAACAAAUGGUUUACGCACCGUUAAUAGCAUUAACCAUAGCAAUAUUAGUCCCGCCGUCAGCAACGCUACCACCUUUAUCAGCAGCAGUAGCAACAGCAGCAGCAACAACAACAACAACAGUAAUAACAGUUUAAACAGUUUUCUUGCCAAAGCAACCAUACUGAGCGCAAAUCUCAGUAACGGUAAAGCGGGCGGCAAAAUCUUCAGCACCGGUGGCACAACUUUCAGCAGCAACACUAAUAACAUGCCCACCACAUCCAAAUAUGUUUUAUUACAGCCCAAUGGUAAUGGACAGUUUACCACCUACGAAGGUCCAACGCCAGCGGCGGCAGCAGCCGCGGCAGCAAACGGCAAUGUGGCAGCGCCCAGCGUAGGCAACAUAGUGUUGCUUGCCACCGAACCAAUGGACUUGAAUGGUAGUGCCGCGGUGAGUGGUGAUGCCACUGCUGUUGGGCGUGUCAUUGCCACAACGACGAGCGUUACGGGUGAUAAUGAUGAGGAGCUGCGAUCAUUAGCGUGGCUGAAUGACAGCAAUUUGAUUAAAGGCAUAGUGACUACGAGUGCGGCGGGUGGUGCCGCCGGUGCCAAUGUAAAGCGUGGUGGAGCAGCGAAUAGCGGCAAUAUUUGCAUAGUAAGCGCUAGCAAUGCGCAUGAGCUGAUCGAGGAGCUGCCACAUCAUGUAGGCAGCGAAGAGGUGACCACCACCACGCCCAGUGGCAAUGUCAGCACUACUAGUGCUGGCAUAAGCAAUAAUACAAAUAAUAACAACAACAUCACUACACCAACUGAGCUGAAAGCCAGCACACAAAUAACAGCGCUUAGCGUUGGCGAUCUGCAGCAACUCAAGCGUUUCGGCAAUAUAAUCACAACUGGUACACCGAUCACUUUACUGCCACAGCACGACGGCACAGCUGCUGCUGCAGGUGGUAGAAAAGAUGAGCCGGCACACAUUUUCGGCAAUAUUAGCGGCAUUAGUGCCACGACUACGGUGCAUAUGGGACCGAGCGGUACCACUACCGUGGUCGAGUACAAAUCGAACGGUAAUAUACCGACACUACAGCCGAGACAACUACUCAGUGCUGCCGGUGUUGGCAAUGUCAGCAGUGGCACCACUAUAACGCCGACAAAUUUAAGCAGCAGCAGCAACAGUAGUGCAAAUAAUAACAGCAAUAAUAUAAAUUCUAGCAACUAUGUGCCUUCUUCACCUUCUUCAACUCACAGCACCCAUUCAAUUGUAGCCAGCACACCCGCCUCCGCCGCUGCUUCAAAUCCUGCCGCACUAUCUGUUUCCUACUCGACGGCGCCCUCCACUCAGUUGAGCGUUGCCGGCGCCAAUAACGGUACGACAGUGCUUAGCCUGUCGAAACAAUUGACAACGCUGCCGGGCGGUGUUGUUACGGUUACCAAUGGCAACGGCACGACUAACACAAUUUAUCAAGGACAACAACAGCAGCAGCAAAAGCAACAAACUGUCGCUAGUAACAACAACACAAGCAGCGGUAGCAGCACCUCCAGCACCACACAUCACCCGCACAAGAAAUAUUUGCGCGAAAAGAUGAACGUGCUGGAUCAUGGCGGUGGUGGUAGCAGUAGUGGUGGCGGUGGUGGUGUUAUCGCCAACACAACUGCCAACAAUGUCAACAGCACCAAUGGCGCUGUUAAUGCCACAACUUCUAACAUAACCGUAGUUGCUUCGCCAGCUUCUUCGAGCAGUUCGUUUUCCUCGUCCGUCUCAGUGUCAUCCAGUUCAUCGUCCACGGCCGCCGUUAACGGUGGUAAUAGUCCAGUUUCUAAGUCAUUCUAUGCUGGCGCAGCCAACAACAGUCACAACACCAGCGCUGUUAACGGCAGCAGCAGCAGCAGUAGCGGUGCCAUAAACUACUCCAGCACGGCGAAUACAACGCCGACAGUGGUGCUGGGCAGUGUAUCAGCAGUCGCCACAAAUAGCGUGCACACGAUCACCAGCUCCCCGGUGGCAGCGGGUGUGCCGCCCACAUACGCCAUAAUGCAGUACCAAAGUGUGGCCUCCUCACCUAGCAUGUCCUCGCCAGAACCAAAUAAUUCCAAAGAAAUGUAUCCACUUAUUGCACCUCAGCUACAGCAACAACGCAACUCGAUGCGUUCGCCCACCUCCUAUUCUAGCUAUGAUAAUGACUCAUUGAAAGAUUUCGAAAUAUCCACCAAUGGCUCAAGCGGCUUGAGCCGCAACAAUACCAGUACACCACAACAUCAAAUGCACCAGUCCACGCAAUCGCAACAACUGUCGUCUUCAGGUUCGUCGGCAUCCUCGAAGAAUAGCCAUAACGGCAGCACUGGCGGCGGUGGUGGGUCAAAUUCGAACGGUGCCGUCACACCACAAAAGCAAAAGCAUCCGAACAAUGUGCCCUACGAUCCGUUCGUGCACACACACAACAAACCGCCCUAUAGUUUUAGUUCCUUAAUAUUUAUGGCCAUUGAGGGCUCAAACGAGAAAGCUUUGCCCGUUAAAGAGAUCUAUACUUGGAUUAUGCAGCAUUUUCCGUAUUUCAAGACAGCACCAGCCGGUUGGAAGAACAGCGUACGUCACAAUUUGUCCUUAAACAAGAGUUUUGUGAAAGUGGAGAAAGCGCCGAAUAUGGGCAAGGGCUCGCUUUGGCGCGUGGAACCACAACAAAGACAAAAUCUCAUACAAGCGCUAAAUCGCUCACCAUUCUUCCCCAACUCGGCCGUCGAUAAGUCGGCAUCGCUCAAGAGCCCUGGCGGCAAUGACUCACUGGUUGGCUACGAUACAGUCGACAGUGUAGGCAGCAGCGGUGGCGGUGCCUGCAGUCCAGCGCCUAAAUCAAACAUAAAUCCGCGUAUUGAUCCGCGAUUGUAUCCUAAAUUGUCAAAAGUUAUUGGUGGGCAGGAUGUGCCCGACGAAGACACUCCGUCCGACUAUAGUACAACAAAUCAUAAUAACAAUUUGAAUAAUCACAAUAGCAACAGCAACAACAAAUAUAACACUUAUAAUAGCUCACCAGUGCAGCAGAAUGGGGUCAGUGGCGGUGGCACUUCCAUAUUGGGUGCUUUUAGCAGCUACGAAAGUAUCGAGCGCUUGGCACGCGACUGCGGCGCUGAUAGCAUCGACGAUGUAAACGCUGCAACGGCAAUGUUGGCGUUGAAACAUGGCCCUAAGGUGUUUGCAGAGACCUUCCAGAAUGGUGCGCCCGUUAUAACAUCUUCACCAAGUGAGGAUCAUACCUACUCUGCAGGUGGCGGUGCAGGUGGUGGCGCUGGUGCCAACAGCGGUUCCACAACACCAGUAGCCAAUGGCAAUAUGGCACCAUUAGCCUUGAAUGGCAAUACACAGUAUGCCGUUAAUGGUGCACAGCAGCAGCAAAAUGGUUGCAAUGGCGAUAAUCAAAGCAAUUACACUUCCUCCGAUGCGGCAUACGAGAGCAGCGAAGAUAACAAUAACAUCACGCCCGAAGAGUUGGAGGAUCAACGGCGUCAACGUGAGGGCGUCGAUGCAUUGCUCUCGCUCUCACGUUCCUCCGUUGUCGAAUCGCCAACAAAGCGACCGUCAUCGACCAGCGUCGAAGAAGAACACCUAACCGCCUGCCUUGAAAACAACAAAGUCAACAACAAUAAUAAUAGUCAUUUUACCAAUGGUAACGGUAAAAUGGCAUUACUUACCAGUGCGGUCGCCUACAGUCAACAACAGCAACAUCAUUUGUACGAGGACAGCAGCAGCUUUCAUUCGCCCAGCUAUUAUGGCACGGCACACAGUGGACCACACCAAUUGCAUCACCAUCUCGGCUUAGGCGGUGGCAGUGCACAGCGUAAAAUCAAACCCUUGCGUAGUCUGCGCACAAAAAUCAAGCGCAAAGCGCCAUGGAUGAGCAAGGCACGGUGAGCGACAGCUUUUGUGUGUAAGUGGAAAAAUGUACGGAAAUAAGUAGUGCAGGAGUUGGGGGGGUUGUGGGGACAAAGAAUGAGUUUAUGCUGGGCAUAUAAAGACUAUACAUACAAUAAUGUAUGUAAUUUUAAAAAUUUACAAACAGUGCAUAUAUUUAGGCUUUGUGAAAAAACUACAAAAUAAUUUAAGUGUUAUACGUAAGCAACAAAAAGGCGAAAAGUAGAAGAGCAAUGCGUUUAACGUUCUGGUGGCCCUUACGUUCAAUUUGAGUAGCAUUUGUUUCAUUUUCUCAAUUAAUUAAGACUUCUGACACACAAAACUAUUACUAAUGACUGCUUUUUUACUUUAAAAUUUGCUUGGAUAACACAAAUUAAAUUAAAGAAAUAUUUUUUUUUGUAACUGCAUAGAUAAAGUGCAACAAUUUGAACUAAAAUUCCGAAAUAUUAAAAGGGCAAUUCGUUUCAAAAACCGCAAAUAUUCAGUACCUAAUUUUAAGCAAAUUUUUAGUAGAUAGCCGAUUGCAUCGUCCUGACUUGCAGCCUUAGGCACACACUUACACAUACACAUACCAGUUAAUUUAUCUUCAAUCUAAGCCCCAACUCUAAUUCACAAUUUUUAUUUCCAUGUGAAAAAUUCUAUCUGAUUUAAAAAAAAAAACGUUAAUGACCAUGCAAAUACAUACUUUUUGGCAUUUGCCAAGUAAAGUUUUACGAAAAUGUGAAAAAAACAUACAUAUAUGUUUUUCAGACUGCGAAAUAAUACGUUAGACGGUAAUGCUAACAAUUCAAACGAUUUCUGUUCGACGACGCCUGGUAAUUUCAAUUCAGCGCUUGCAAUAGUAAAUUUUAUUUAAAACUCACUGCACUUACGUUAAUAAUUUCAAAUUUCAAACAACUUCUUUAGUGUGCUUACAAAUUAUAUUACUAAAGCGAAGCUUUUGCUGAUAAAAAGAAUGAAACAUGUUGUAUUUAUGUACAAUAAGUGUUGCAGACAAGUUUUAAUGCAAAAACUUUCACCUCACGUGCAAUAAAGCGCGCAGAAUAUGAGUGAAAAUACAGAAAAUGCUACCAACUUGUUAUUCAGCGUGCUGAAUAUCAAUUAAAAUACCAAUAAGUGCAGAAUUAAACUUUAAAAGCCAAAAUCUGUAUUGAACGUAGUAACAGACGCGCUGAAUAUAAGUGAAAAUACAGAAAACAUGUAAUACUCGCGCGCUUAAUACCAAUGAAAAUGGCGAAAAUGUUAGUAAAACAUUACACAGCGUGCUGCAUAUCAAUUAAUACGCUUAACGUAUUAAUAAAUGUGGUAAAUAUGCUAAAAUCAUUGCUAAGCGCUUAGAAUACGGGAAAAUAGUAUUAAUAUAUUAUAAAGCGCGUUAACAUAACAGAAAUUGCUUUCAACGUUAUAUCAAGUUCGCUAAUUAUGUUGGAAGUACUGAGAAAUGUUUCGGAAAUGCGAUCAAUUUAUCAUUAAGCGCGCUAAAUUUAAAUACAUGUUUCAAAAAAUAUUUUUUUUUUAUAAAUUAUGUGAUGUUGAACAGAUAUCAUAAGUUUAUUGCGGCAGAAAUGUCAUAAACGUCCGCUAAAAUUGCUGGAAAUUGCAAACAAGUUUCCAUAUAGUGCGCUGAAUACCUUUGCAUUGCAUAAAAAAUGUAAGCAAUACAAUAAUCAUGAUCAUUACCUUUAAACUCUUAUAAAGAGGGUUUCAAAUAAUUUUUUUUGCACGGCGCUGAAUACCAAUUCAUUGCUCCAAAGUUGUAAGCACUUACUGCUUCUAUAACUGUGCGUAUUUCGCUUUCUGAAUAACCUUUAAAGUCUUCUAAUAUCUUUAAAUUAGUUUGUAUUUAUUUAUAAGUUACUUUGCUUCCAAUUUUAAAAUGUUAUCUCUUUUUCUGAUUUCUUAAAGAAAUUGCAAUGUUUUAUGCCAAACCAUAGUUUUAUGCAAAGCGCUAUGCGAAUUGUUUUUUCGCACGCUAAAAAUAAUUACUCUAAUAAUAUUAAAAUAAAAAAAAAAUCGCAAAUUUGUUUGUUGAAAAUUUUUCAAUAAAUAAUUUUGCUUUUUAAAUAGCUUUUAAAAAGCUCAUACGAAACAUUUUAAGUUUCGAGUUUAAUUUUAUUGUAUUUAGUUUAAAAAGCAAAAACAAAAAGUGUAACGUUUAAUAAGAAAAAGUAGCAAAAGAAACUAGCAAAUCAAAAACACAAAAAUAUUUAAGUGCAUAUUAAAGUUUAGCAUUUAAGUUAGAAGGUAUAGACACUAGACAGAAUAAGUAUGUUAUGAAAGGCGAGCAAAAUGCAACUUUAAAACGCAAAAUAAAUUCACUUCAAGUACCUUUUUAGCAAAAAGAAUAUAAUAUAAAAUAAUUAACUAAUUGCAAGUAUAAAAAAUAUUGAUUGCUCAGUUUGUAACAGCUGAGUUGAGUUAAAAAAAUGAUUAUAAAUUAAAUAUUUUUAAUUGAAAGCUUUAUGCCGCCUUUUAAUUACCAAUUUAAUUGUUUACUAUUACACUAAUUGUUUAUAGCGUAUGAAAGUGAAAAGCGCAGCAAAUCAAAAUAUAAAAACCAAAACAAAAAAUGUGAAAAAACAAUUGACAACAAAGUAACGGAAGAAAGUGUAGCAAAAGCAGCAAACUGUUAAGCAAAAGCAAAUGUUAAAAGUGAAUAUUAUUUGUUAGAGCGUUACUAAGCGAAAGCGUGCGUUUGUAAGCGUUGCAACUAAAACUACAAUUUACUUAAGCCUAUAGACAAAACAGUAGUCUUAAAGAUUAUAAAUAUAUAUAUACAUGCAUACAUAUAAACAUAGAGAAAUAUGUUAAGUGAUCAUAAAUGAUAAGUGGUCAUCAAUGAUAAAUGGCAAUAUUAAUUGUACGUUAAUAAUAAAACUAGCAUAAUAUAUAUAAAACACAAAUACAUAUAUACAAACACACUUAUAUACACAUACAUACCAUAUAAGCAUACACACAAACACAAUCCAAUUUUAGACAACUAUACUAAACUAGUGUAUAAUGACGCCUAAACACCUAAAUGUAGGCAAUAAAAAAUGUUGAGUUUUUACUGUAUACAAAACACUUACUACAAACAUACAUAUGUACAUCGUACAUGGUGUGUAAUGCUAUAUAAGACAAACUUAAAGAUAUCAAAUGUGUGCAAGAAGUAACAAGCUAUCACAUACAUACAUAUAUACAUACUUAUGUAUGGAAGCAAGAAUGUCAAAAGUUGUAAAUAAUUACCAAAUGAGUCUACCGUAGACAACUGUAAAUGCUAUGUAUGUGUAAAGUUAGAAAAAAGCCGGACAAUCCAAAAAACUAAAAAAUGUUUGAAAAAAAACAGAAAAAUUUAUAAAAAACCACGAUUCUUAUACAAAUUGAUAGUGAAAAGCAGCCGCUUAUUCCACGUGCUAUUUCAAAAUUAACCUUAAAAAUUGAAAAACAAAAAACCAAAAGAAAAACAUUGAAAAUUCUAAAAACCAAAACCCAACUAUCAACACUCAAUGUGUUAAGGCGCCAACGCUCGCAAUUGGUUGGACUUGCUGGUAUAUUUUUUAAAUGUAGUGAAUCAGCAGUUGGACUGGCUGACCUAAUAUAUAAAUUUAUUAAAUCAAUUUAUACUUUUAGUUCAAUAAAAAUGUUUUUUUGAAAAAAACUUGUCACAAUUUAUGUUUUUUUUACAGAAAUUAUAUAUUUCUUUUUUACUACAACAUUACUGUGUGAAAAUGAAUAUGUGUGAAUCUGUUCUAUAACCGUUUGCUGCUUAACUUACAUAAAUAUGUAAUUAUGUAAACAUGCUUAAAUUUGUAACGUUUUUGAAGUUGUUAUUGUAUUUAAAAAGUGCUUAGUGAAUAUUUUCAAAAUUAAAAAAAAAAUAUUUCAAAAAUUUCAAAAUUUUGAAAAUGGUGAAAUUUAUUCUAAAUUUGUAUUGCGCUUUUCAACUAACAUUACAAGCGUAUUUCGCUGUUGCUGAAUUUAAUUUUGCUUGAAUUUUAAUACUGAAAUUUGUAGUAAAUUACUUGUUGAAUUCAUGGUUUAUAACACAAAAAGUUUGUUUAAAGUUGUAACAAAGAAAAAUCUUAAUAACUGCGUAGUGUACACUGUUGGAAAAAAUUUAUUGAAAUAAUUUGUAAGCACAUGUUUCAUGCAGAUUCCUGAGACAGCAAAUACCGGAAAUGUCAUGAAAAUGCGUUUUAACGCCAUUGAUCGCAAUUCAGCGCGCGCUGAAUGAGCUUAUAACAGUUUAAAAUGUAGUUGUACAAGUUCGCGUAAUAUGUACAGCAUUUUUGAGGACUUCAAGUAACUUAGUUAUCAACAAAAAUAACAAAAAGUGCAAGUAGUGACCAGCAAUGUCACGAAAAUGAGUUUUAACGCAAUCGUCAUCAAUUCAGCGCGCGCUGAAUUAGCUUAUAACAGUUUAAAAUGUAGUUAUACAAGUUCGCGUAAUAUGUACAGCAUUUUUGAGUACUUCAAGUGACUAAAUUAUCAACAAAAAUAACAAAAAGUGCAAGUAGUGACCAGCAAUGUCACGAAAAUGAGUUUUAACGCAAUCGUCAUCAAUUCAGCGCUCGCUUAAUUAGCUUAUAACAGUUUAAAAUGUAGUUCGCGUAAUAUGUGCAGCAUUUUUGAGGACUUCAAGUGACUAAACUAUUAUCGAUAAUAAGAUAAAGUAGAAAAAUACGUUUGCAUUAGAAGCGGCUGAUAAAGUGUGUCUUAAAUUUCAAGCAAAUUUCUCUAAAGAUUCAAUAACAAUACAUAUUAUAAAAAAUGCGGUAAAAUUCUUUAUUUAAUUAAAAUAUAAUUUUUUAUUUCGAUUUCCAUUUCUACUUUCGAGCGCAGCGCCUUAACUUAAACAUGUACUACUACAAAACAACAAUUCUUAAGCCUACUCAAUUAAGCCUUACUUAAAUUUAGUGCUACUCUAAAUAUUUGAUUUUCAUUUUUAUACACAAAAGUGAAUAUAUGUAUGUAGUUAUAUAUGUACUAUAAAAACAUGUUUCUUAUAAUUAAGACUUAGAUAAAGAUUUUAUUUUAACGGUAAACCGAAACAAAUCAAAUAUUUAAGGCCUACUAAAGAAAAACUGCAUGGUUGCAUAGUAAUUUUAGAAUUUAAUUAGUUUCCGUAAGCAUUGCCAAAACUUUUUGAAACUUUUCUAUGAAAAAUUUGCCACAAACUUAUACAUUAAAGAAAAUCAAUGUAUUUUUUAAGUGUUAUAACUUUGUGUAAAAGUUGAACAAACGAAAGCUUUUGCCACAAAUGAUAUUUCAACUCUUAAAUCCCUGCAACCAUGUCAGCGAAUACUUACUUGUAUGUAUGUAUAUUUUUUAAACUUAAGGUGAUGAUCUUAAAAUUCAACCAAAAAAUACUUAUUUUUUAACUUUACUAACACUUAAUGAUAAAAACUGCAAAACUUUAUAAGAAAAUUUGAGAAUCUAAAUGGAAAAUUCUGAACUAAAGGAAAGUGCCUAUAUACAUAUUUAUGUCAUUAUUAUUAAUUAAUAUUAUAUUAUAUUGUGAAAUAACUCAACUUUAAAUGAAAUGCAAAUGCAACAACAUAAAACCCAAAACAAUUUAUACAUACUUACAUACAUACAUACAUACCUACAACAUAAAUAUACAUAUAUAUUUAAAUAAUAUUAUUCUACAUACAAUAUCAAUUGCAAAUUGAAACAAACAAACAAACAAACAUACAUACAUACCUAUUUCAUACAAAUUUAUGUAAGCGAUCAAUUUAAGCGUUUUAGUAAUAUUAAAUGUUUAUGUCGAUAAAUAUUUUCGCAAAAUUGAAAAAUUAAUGUGAAGCAAUUAAAGUUUAAAUCGAAAAGUAACAAAAACAAGAAAUUUGCUAAACUUAGCGCACCAAAAACAACAACAAAAAAAAUUGAUAGUUAUGGUACGUAGCGCAAUGCGUAAGCUUAGCAUGAAAAAUGCGAAACAAUUUAAAUUUCGAAACGCAAAUCACAGUAGUUUGAUAGCAUGUAAAUUAAAUGGCGAAAAAGUAACAUACUUAUAUACAAAUGAAAUGAGUGUAAACAGACAGUCCACUAAAUCGUUAGAAGAGUUUAAACAAAAAGUUAUCCUGUCUUAUCAAUGAUUCUUUGUAAAAGAAGCAAAUGAAAGUGCAAAACCCAUAAUUUUUAACAAUUAGUAAUAGUUUAUGAAAAAUAUGUCAUACUGCUUAAAAAAUUUAUGCUUACACGCACAUUUUUGGAAUUUUUAGUUUUACUAAUUGCUAAAAGCAUUUGUUUUUAUCUGUUAAAGAAAUUGUUAUUGUUAAACCUGUGCAAUUCCGCGCUAUUGGAUUUUCAAUUUUUGAACCCAAAUAAUUUUUACGUCUUAAAUGAAUUUCUAUACUCAUAAAUUAUUAUUUUUUUACACCUCCGCAAUAUUGUAAUUCAAGUAUUUAUUAGUUUUUUUUACUGUUAAAGAAUUCUUAAAACAUUCAUUAUGGCUAGUACUUUCAAACGUUUGAAUUGUUUUUAAUUUCUUAAAACUUUUUUAAAUAUUUUAAUAUUUUGUUUUAAAAUUUCUUUCAGCAUCAAAAUUUUUUCAUUAAAUUUUUUUAAUUAAUAAUUUUUUUUAUUCUCUUCUAAUUUUUUGUAUAUAUUUUUUCAUUUUUAUUCUCUUAAUUUUUAUUCUCUUCUUAAUUUUUAUUUUAUUCUUAUUAGUUUUUUUAUAUUUUUUAUAUAAUUUUUUAAUUUAUUUUUCCUUUUUAUUAUUGUUUUUGUUUAAUUUUUUGUAUGUUUUUAGUUAUUUUGUACUUAAUUAAUUUAUUUUUUAUGUAUUCUUAUUUCUUAUUUAUAUUUUGUUUUCAUAGUUUUUUGUUUUAAUAAGUAAUCUCUUUAAUUUUGAAAAAAACAAACAGGUUUUCCAAAUCAAAUUAAAAAAUAUCAUCUACUACUUGCCUAUAUCAAAAUCUUUAUGUAAGAAAACGCCAUGAAUUUGUAAUUGAAUUUCCAAAAAAAAAAAAUCCAAACGUACAUUACCAAAUAGUAAGCGAGCUAUGUAACUAGAACUAUGACUAAAAAUGGUUUCCUAAUGCUAAUGAAUAUUAUCAGGACCGACCGAACUUCAGUAAUACAAUACAAAAAAAAAACUAUUUAAAGAAAUAUUAAAAAAAAAAUAUAAUAUAAAAAAAUAAAAAGAAAAAUGAAAUGCCAGGCUUUCAUAACUUAAUGCUAAAGUAACUACAAUAGAAAAUACACAAAAUGCAAACAAAUAAGCAAAGAAACAUACCAACAUUUCCCUUUGAGUACACUUGAGAACGUAUCAGCAAAUAAUAUUAAACAAAUAAAACAAAUUUAAAAGUAGUUGAUAAAAAUUAUGCAACUCUGAAAAUAAAAAAGGAUAACUGCAAGGGUUUGCUAAAGAUUUGUACAGAUUUAUAGCUUAAAAUUUAAUCAUGACUGAGAAAAGUAAUAUAUAUAAAUAUAUGUGUGAAAGAAUCAAAGAAUGAAACAAAAGAUCGGAGAAUUAAUCAAAUAUUUAACUUAGCAAAACUGUAUUUAAUUAAAAGAAACGUAAUUAUUUUAAAAGCCAAUAAAUUGCAAGCAUUCGUACACAAAAAGUUAUAACAAUUGAAUUGUGUUAACGCUGCUAUUUUAAAGUUUAUUGAAACAAUUUAUUUGCUGUGCAACUGUUGCUCAAUAUUAAAAGCUAUUAAUUUGCUAUAUUAUUUGUAUUGGCAUUAAUUAAAAACAAGAAAAUUGUUAAAUAAACAAAAAAAGUGAUGAAUUCAAAUGUAAACAGUUAUCGAUUUAAAAGAAAUAUCGAUAUGGAAAUGCCUGCUUGCUAUGGCGCAAUAGCAAUCAGCUGCUUAAAUGUAAAUAAAGCCAUGUGCUCAGUUAAAAAUAUAGUCAAGCAAAAGUUUAGCUAACCAAUCUUACGAUUUUAAAUAUUUUUUGUUAAUUUAACGAAUUAUUAUAUUUAAAAGGUGAAGCAGUGUUGCAGGAGGUAUAAAACUGAGAAGCAAAGAAAACACCACACAAAUGUAAGCGAAUGUAUGUAAGUUAGGCGCCCGCCAAUCUCCAUGGCAGAGUAUAGGAUUCGUAAUGAAAAUGGAAAACCAAAAUAAAUGAAAUGGCUAGGAAUGUAAUGUGUAUAAAAUAAUAAUGUAAACAAAUGAUACUGAAAAUUAGCGAAAAUUAUAAAUUUAUAAAACAAAAGAAAAAACACAAAAACUUAGCAAAUGACAGUAAAGUAGGUAUAAAAAAAUGUUAUAAAACAAAAAGAAUAAUAAAAACAUAAAAUAGUAUAAGUAUAAGGAAAAAAUAUCACAGAUAUUUUUAGUGCAAUAUAUAAAUAUAUAUACAUAUAU